Molecule: messenger RNA, 1250 nt
Organism: Lucilia cuprina (Australian sheep blowfly)
Lineage: Eukaryota; Metazoa; Arthropoda; Insecta; Diptera; Calliphoridae
Product: zinc metalloproteinase nas-8
Exons: 2
Coding region: 176-976 (266 amino acids)
Biological process (GO): proteolysis
Molecular function (GO): zinc ion binding; metalloendopeptidase activity
Source: RefSeq, a predicted model, not a curated record
AACAGUUAAAGUGGUAGUUGUGGGUAGAGUAGUGUUUACUCUACUCUUCCAAACAUUGAGAAUGAGAUAUCUAUACUAGAAGUGUGUUAGUAAGCGAUUUAUGACCCACUAGUUGGUGUAGUGUAACCAUAGUUAUGUUUUGUGAACAGGUAAAACCAUAGUGGAAAAGAGACAAAUGUUGUUUGAUUCGACGAAUACGCUAAACAAAUGCAGGUGUUUAAUAUUUGAUGUGCAGGUAUUGAAGAUACAGGCUCAAAAUAUUUCUGACUCUGAUGAAAUGUUUGAUAUCGAUAACAUGGAUAAUCCUGAAGAAACUGGACCGUAUUUAGAAGGUGACAUUAAGGGUGCAGCCGCUGAUUUCUUUAGUAUUCUACGUAAUGGUGUGGUAUCAACUGUCUAUAGAUGGCCUCAAGCUAUAGUGCCAUAUGAAAUUGAAGGAAACUUUGAAACAAAUGAAUUAAGCAUUAUCUCACAUGCCUUUAAUGAGUAUCAUACCAAGACAUGUGUACGUUUUCGCAAACGUACCAAUGAAAAGGAUUACAUAGUGCUUACCAAUAAGCCAACUGGCUGUUGGGCUAGUUUGGGACGCAUGGGCGGCCGUCAAGAAGUUAAUCUGGAAUCGCGCAAAUGUUUUUUUAACUAUGGCACCAGUAUGCAUGAGCUAAUGCAUGCUUUGGGUUUCUAUCAUGAACAAAAUCGUUUUGAACGGGAUUCUUAUGUCAAAGUAAUAACGGAAAAUAUUAAACCUAAUAUGCUGGUGAAUUUUGGCAAAUUACCUCAUUCUGCUGCAACGGCCUAUGGAGUUCCUUAUGAUUAUGCCAGUAUUAUGCAUUACAGAUCUACCAGUUUUUCUAAGAAUGGCAAACCCACCUUGGAAGCUUUGCAAGCUACGCCAGAAGCUUUAAAAAUGGGCCAACGUCAUGGUUUCUCUAAAGGCGAUAUUCUAAAAAUUAAAGCCAUGUACCGAUGCCAAUGAAAAUACUUAGUGGGAAAUUUAAUUCUUUUUUUUUUUUAUUAUAGCAAUAACAAUUUAUUUAAAAUGUUUUUUUUUUAUUUAAAAGUGAAAAUAUAUAAUUUGUUUAAAAUCGAAAUUGUUAACAACAAUCUUUGGUUAUAAAUUUACUGUAACUACAACUAAACUACAAUAUAAAUAUUUGUUUUUUUUUUAAUCUUUUUAAUUAAUAAAAAUAUUUAAUUAUUUUCUUUUAAUAAUAUUGAUAAAUAAAAAAAUAAUUAUCGAAUUAGUUAUA